AUGACCUCCCCCAACACCAACAACAACAACAGCCUCGACGACAUCUUCGGCUCCCCACCCCACGACGACACGCCAACCCACACAAUCGCCACCACAGCGCAAUCUGAACCCUCCGAACUGCCCUCCCUCCGCCGCCAACAUGUAACAGCGGGCUAUCGUGACGGCGUCUCCGCCUCGAAAACCGAACACGUGCAAUCCGGCUUUGACGCGGGCUUCCCCGUGGGUGCCCAACUGGGCAUGCGCGCGGGGACAAUCCUCGGCAUUCUCGAGGGCGUGAUCCGGGGGUACGAGAGUCGUGCCUCGUCGGCGGUGAUCAAGAAGCCUGGUGCUGUGCGCGGCGGCGCGUCAUCAUCCUCAACGGAGAGCGAGGAGGCGGUGAAAAGCAGACUGGAGAAGAGGGAGAAGGUCCUCAAGCUCUACCAGGCCGCCAUCCGGGAAUUGGAUGUGCAGACCGUAUUCGCCGGUUUAGAUGGUACCUCUGAGGAAUUGAAACCGGAGGAGCGACUGCGGGGGCUCGGGGAUAAGGCCAUUUCGACCUGGGAAGAGAAAGUGAAAGUCGCGCAUUGGGAGGAGAUCAUGGACGCGCUGGAGAUGAAAGACGCGAAGCCACAGCCACAGGAGGACGAACAGGAACAAAGCUGA
Aspergillus nomiae NRRL 13137 is the source of this 642-nucleotide messenger RNA. RefSeq names its product Yae1 family protein. Bases 1 to 642 code for a protein of 213 amino acids. The transcript has a single exon. Lineage: Eukaryota; Fungi; Ascomycota; Eurotiomycetes; Eurotiales; Aspergillaceae. The record is from RefSeq and is a predicted model, not a curated record.